Messenger RNA from Podarcis lilfordi (Lilford's wall lizard), 7672 nucleotides. Lineage: Eukaryota; Metazoa; Chordata; Lepidosauria; Squamata; Lacertidae. The record is from the annotation of a GenBank genome assembly.
AAGCAGCAGGAUUCUAAAUAGUUUCACAUAAAAGAAGCACUUGCGUUGCUCCCUUUGUAUUCAGCUGACGUCUAUCUAUUGAACACAAAAGGAGUGCAGUGACUGAACACACACUAUACAUUGGAUGCACAGAGGUUUCAUAGCAGGAACUACUGCAGGCAGCUAGAGCUUGUCCAUAUCAUCACUUUUUGUCCACAAAAGAGGCAUACAGCUGUUUCUUUUUUACUUGUGCAGGAUCCUGCCCUCAUUUUCCCAGUAAUUUGAAGCAAAAUACCUUAUAUGUUUAAAAAGCCACACUUUGUGGACAGACCAUGUCUAUCACCAUACUGAAUGCAACUGCACAAGUCAUAGGUGCCUACUGGACAUGGUCUUUUGCAACACAAAUGGGGGAUAAGUGACACAACUAUCCCUCUCUCAAGCCUCUGCCACCUUAAAAAAUGCCUUUGAGACUAAGAAAGAACAUGGCCAUCUUUUUCUUCCUCCACUUCCCAGCUACCCCCAUGUCUCUGAAAUGGGACAAGUGAACUGUAUUUGAACCGAAACACAGGGGAAUUUAUUUCACAAACACGAAAAUAAGACUGCUCUGAGAUCUACUGGGUCUCAUAAGAGGAAUAAGGAUCUUUGCUCUCCACUGAGAAUGAAUGUACAAUCAAAUACAACUAGUUGUAUUUGGCAGUAACCAGCUGUAUCAAAUGUUAGACAUACUCAAAGCAGGCACACUGAAAUUAAUGGGUUUAAGUUAAGAACCCACUGAAAUUAAAGGCAAUAAUGGUGUGUGACAAAUAUUGGAUACAACCUACCGGUAAUUCUUUUUUUACUUCCAAUAAUAUACUUUCAAUAGAUGUCUUAAGUUGUACCAAAGCAGACUCAUUUAAAUUAUAAAAUCAUAAAAUGUUUCAAUAUACAACCAAACAUGAUGAACACUAUCUUCCAUUUUCUUCCAGAACUCACCAGAGGGCAUAAUGCGUAAGAUUGAUAUCUGACACCCAGCACCUCUAACCAUCAAUAUGGUCAGUUCCAUAAAUUGUGCUUGGGUUCUGCAAGGUGAUGUAUAAUCAUAUACACUUAUGUUGACUCUCCCUCAGAAUCAAAGAAACAGGCUGAAAAAGGUAAAUUGACUGCUUAUUAUGAAUAACAAUCCCUUUCCUAUAUGUCUUUAUAGUGUCAAAAUGUAAUAUAGUUAUUGGUCACAGGCGGAAUAAUUUACCCUGGUUUCUGUUACUAAGUUGAAAAAGAAUCAAUUCCUUUCCCAUUUUUUGAAAAAAACAAAAAAAACCACUGAGGCAACCCAAUGCUGCUGCAUCCCAGGGUAAAGUUUCCUGCUUGGCAUGUAGGUUUAAAUGCAGGGACUCUUAACAGCCACCACUGCAAGUGGGGAAGUAUGCGGGGAAUGAUUUCUAACUUCCCUACCCAGUUUAUUCCAGAAUGAACAGAACUUGUAAAAAUAUAGAUUUUCCUUGCAAUGUAUUUGAACCUGACAGUGCUUUGCUCCACCCAAGUCCUGUUUACUCCCACACCACGCUGAGCUAAGCCAAGGUAACACAGGGGUGGGGAACUUUUCUCAGUCCAAGGCCUGCAUUCCAUUCUGGACAAUCUUCCAAGUACAGUGGUGCCUCGCAAGACGAAAUUAAUCCAUUCCGCGAGUCUCUUAGUCUUGCGUUUUUUUCGUCUUGAGAAGCACGGCUAUUAGCGGCUUAGCGGCUAUUAACGGCUUAGCGGCUAUUAACAGCUUAGCGGCUUUAAGAAAAAGGAAACAAACUCGCAAGAACUCGCAAGACGUUUUGCGAAGCAAGCCCAUAGGGAAAUUUGUCUUGCGGAACGACUCAAAAAACGGAAAACUCUUUCGUCUAGCGAGUUUUUCGUCUUGCGAGGCAUUCGUCUUGCGGGGCACCACUGUAAUAACAAAAACAAUACCAGUGGCAGGCAGUGAGACCGGAGGCAAAAGCAGGCAGAGCACUUAGUGUAAAUUUUAUCUUUGCACAGUAGGCCAAUUUCAACACACACAACCCCCUCUGUCCUCCAUCCAGCAAGAAAAUACAUUACAGUGGUACCUCGGUUCUUGAACUUAAUCCAUUGCAGGAGUCCAUUUAACUCCUGAAACCGUUCGCAAACCAAGGCGCGGCUUCCGAUCGGCUGCAGCAGCUUUCUGCACUCAAGCAGAAGCCGCGUCAGAUGUUCGGCUUCCGAAAAACAUUCGCAAACCAGAACACUUACUUCUGGGUUUGCGGUGUUCGGGAGCCGAUUUGUUUGGGAGCCAAGCCGUUCGAGUAACAAGGUACCACUCUAUCAGAGUUCAAGGUCAUAUUUUAAAAGAUGUUUUUCUAGCCCUGGCAGGUGGGAGGGAAGGUAAGGGGUAGGUGUUGGUGCAAAUGAAGCAGAAACAAGUAGCCAAGAGACGGUUUGCCACAUGUUGACUGAGGGGAUGGGCUUGGGGUCUAGCAGUAGGCCAUAGAUUUAAGGUUCAUAUUACCACUGGGAACUGUGGGCCUUUUUUCCAGCAUGCAAUGUUGAACUGUCUCUGCUACACUGGCUUCUCUUUAGCCAUCUGUGUGGCUAGUAGCAAAGUCCAGCCUGCCCUGCAGGAGUGGCUCCUCUCAAACUGGAAUUAAUACUGGCUUUGUUUUCAUUGCAGGAGGCCCAUAUGCUAUUUUAGGGCAACUUCCAGCACUCUCUGUGGGAGCUGUACUCAGCAGUCCUAGGGCAGCAUGUUUCCUUUAGGAACAAAAGGAAAUAAUGUUCCUGGGUCAGAGGACGUGGUUUUUGAGAGGAUGGGCGGAGGGGGGAAGCACAUUUCAUGGAACAAGGCUGGUUUAAGCUGCAAAGUGUUGUGGAACAGAUUGCAUGGGAUAGCAAAUUCCAGAGGGAAUCCAACUUCCCUUACACACACACACACACACACACACACGUACGUGUGUCAUUUAAAGAAAAAUCAGUUUGGGUUCUUGGACAUUUUCACGUCUAAAUGGAUAAAUAAAAAAUGAGCCUUGCACUGCUGCAGAGACAAGUGUGAGGGCCUGCUCCUGUGAUUCCCCAUUGCUAACACUAUGAGCACCCCAAGGAUGCAACUUGGCAAAUGGCAUGCUAGAAAUGCUGGCACGAGGUGUGUGUUUACUCCAUCAAGAAUCCCGUUCUGUUACACAACCUUCAGAGCAGGGGGUGGAAAAUCAGCUAUGUUUCUUUUAAACACAUGUUUUCUUUGCCAAAAGCAAUUACAUAUUCAAAGUGAAGGCAGCUAGAAUUUUAACAUGGCAGGCAGUCUUUUUCUUGUGAAAACCUAUUGAAUUUAUUCCAAGUUUGCUUUUAAAACCCACUGACAUAGUCCAUGCCUACUUACAUUGAUUUCCCACGACUCCAUUAAUUUUUAACUAAGUUUAAUGCGAGCAAAUGAAAGACUGACAACAUCACGGCAGGUUUUGAAUUUUGAUGACUGGUGGCAUAUCCUGAAAUCCAAGCGAAGUUCAGGGCCCCACCAUGGUAAAUACUUGCUUUCUGCCUGCUACCCCUGCCUUCAGUCAGACCCUCCCACCUAAGCCAGUCUAAAGUAAAUGCUUAAAGAAGCCUGGUCACAAUGUGUGUCAAGCCUGUAAAUCACCAUUCAACUAUAGUGACUCAGAAUCACCUGCAGCCAACCAGACAUUUUUAAUAUAUAAAUGGGAAGAGAGUAUGCCCUUUAUAUUCUUUCAGCCUAUCAAUUGCCACUAACAAAGGCAUAAAGGGGAGGGUACAAGCAAAUAGUAAAAGUAUGUGUAAGCUAAUUUGCACAUUUGAGAUAUAUGCCUUUUAGUACAGUGGUACCUCGGGUUACAUACGCUUCAGGUUACAGACUCCGCUAACCCAGAAAUAUUACCUCGGGUUAAGAACUUUGCUUCAGGAUGAGAACAGAAAUCGUGCAGCGGCACAGCGGCGGCAGGAGGCCCCAUUAGCUAAAGUGGUGCUUCAGGUUAAGAACAGUUUCAGGUUAAGAACGGACCUCCGGAACGAAUUAAGUACUUAACCCAAGGUGCCACUGCAUUUGGAAUCUCCACACUUUCUUCCAUUGCCACAAGAGGCUGAAUCCACAGAGGUAAGGAACUGAGAAUGGCAUAAAAUGGGAAGACUACAGAAGUGAACCUAAAAAGAUGAGGACCUGAGAAUGAGAGAUGAACUCCUUUAGUUGGCCCACCCACUAACACUUGGGACAAAACCUCCAGGUCAGCAAGGUGCACACAUUCCCAGUCUAGGAAAAUGUGCUCUCCAUGUAUCCACAUUUCAACCUGGGGAAUGGUCCAAGUUAGGUCUAGACCAGUUGCAAUCCUAUGCAUAUUUACACAAGAGCAGGUUCCUCUGAAAUAAGUUGGGGCGUACUUUGUAGAAAAAGAUUGUAGCUUAAUAACUAAUCAGUUAGGCUUGCUUCAACCCAGUAAACGUGAUAGGUUCAGGCCACAGCUAACUCUGCAUGGCACCAAGGCUACACGACUAGCUCUCCUAAACUCAUAGAGGAAGCCUGUGCCACCCAAAGCAAGAUGGUGUCUAACCUUUAAAAAUAAAUAAAACAGUGUUAUUCUUUCACAACCUCUUUCACAAAGAGAUGUAUGUUUUGGUCCGGAAAUUAACAUGCUCUCCAGACAUCUCUCACCUUAGAACCCUUGCUGCAAUGCAAGACCCAGAAUCUGAUUCAUUACAGUAUUUCACUCCAAACUCAGGUAAACUUGACUUUCUUAUGGCCUGCAUUGUUUAAAAAAUGGACUUUGCUCCUUUAAGGCUCGGUUCCAGCCCUUGACAGUCAAUGCCAGGAAAUUCCACUGCAGCCUGCAGCUUUUUGCCUUUGUUUGUUCUAAGAUCCUAGAUACAGUUGCCCAGAACUGCCUACAGGUCCAACUGCCCUUUGCAGUCCUCUCUUCUUUUUUCAUUUUUCCCUCACAGUUGCCUGAGCCACACCAUUUGCCCCUUUCCCUGCUAGGCCACAACCCUCUCCUUUCCUCCAUCAUGGCCUGCACACACAUAGAAACACGCAGAUAAACACAUACCCUCCUCAGUCAACUGAGAAUCGAAACAAAUGAUACACCCGCAAGAAGCAUAUGCCCUGCCCCACCCCAGACCGUGCAAGAUUGUACAAUCCAUUAGAUAAUUAAGAGGUGCAGCUUCCUGGAUGCCCUAGCCAGCCUGGCACUGUGGUGUAAUGCAGCACUGCAAGAAAAAGCUCCUUUUACUAUAAUGUCUUCCCAUUAUUGAGGAGGGAGGGUGUUUCCACAAGAAUGAAAGGAAACAGCAUUAGCUGCUUCUGGAGCCCAAAGGGGACUCUCAAAGGCCUGUAUCAGGGGAGGUCACUCUCCAGAUACUGUUGGAUUACAAUGUCCAUCAUUCUCAGGCAUCAGUUGGGGCUGAUGGAAGUUGGGAGCCCAACAUCUGAAGGACUGCAGGUUCCUCAACUUUGCUCUAUACCAUUCACAUUUACAGUUCUUUAGAAAAUGUAGUGAAAUAUAGUUCCCAGAAAUAUCAUGGGAGGAAGUGAACAAGUGCUUUAUCAUUGCCUGCUUCCGCUGCUACAUGUGUAGGGGUAACCUGCAUCACGCCUCAGAAAAGAUGCAUAUGAACUAUUUCUGCAUUUGUCUCACCACAGAGAAAGAUGUCCAAGUACCUUCUUCCCAUGUUAUGGUGGUAAAAUGGCUCACUCAUGCUUCCUCAUCAUGUGCAUAACUGCCUUCAGAAGUCAAGAGUAGUCAGACAGGUGCAGAGUUAAAACAGGCAGAUCGCAUGGAGCCCCUGCAAAGUUUUCUUGCAUGUUCAAUACUGAACUUAUAUUGCUGGUGAUGGGUUCUGAAACAAAACUUUUGCCCCUGAGAAACGCUUCAAGAUAAAGGGCCUUAUGCAAUCCCUACUGUAAUCCAGUAAAUAACCCUGAAUAGUAAAAUGUAUUUGAUUUUUUUUAAUCUGACAUUUCAUGUACAUUUUAAUUUUUUUUUUAAAAAAAAGUUAGACAGCAAAUGAAAUGAUGCAUUAAACAGAUUUAAAAGUAGCAUAGAGAGCCAUCUCUCUGGAAUACAUAUUCAUUUCUUUUCUGCCCUGCUAUGUACUCUACUCCAACUGGUUUUUGCCAAAUGUGCAUAUAUAUAUGGUGGGCAAUGAUGGGUGAAGUCUCUGAAAUCUCUCACAUGUACUCAAUGUUAUUCCACCCAAGCAAAAUCAUUUCCAGCUGACUGUUUGCCCCAACCUUGUUGACCUAAGUAAGGCUUGGAUUCCCAAUGGCUGAGCCCUUAAUCCAGGCACUGGAUGAACCAAAAACCCCACAGCACAGGAAAUGAACUCUUUGAAGGUGUGCCUACACAGUUAAGCCUAAAGUCCAGAUAGCAAAAACUUCCCUCUGAAGCCAUAUACUUUUAGACGGUUUUCCACAUUUUCUUCACUAUUAUCACAGCUAUCCAGAAGGAGGAAGGGUCCAGAUUAGACAGAUUGAAACUGACUGUGUUGCAGAAUCCUGCUGUACAGAAGUUCAUUCUUUUCAUAUGCUUUUCCUUAAUUAUUGUGAUGGCCAGGAUGUAGGCAGAAAGUUUUAUUUUAAACAGAAAGAAAACAUUUAAGUGUAUAUAAGCCAACUGUAUCCUUUAGGUUUCAUGCUAAAGAAACAUCAAGAUACUAGUCUGAAUUUUUAGUCAGAACUGUUUGGGUUCCUUAGUUGGCAUUUCCAGCUUGCCCUUUUAAUCUUGUGGCUUGUUCUGUUUUUGUUACACUGCAUUUAUAAAUAGUUGUCACACUUUCUGCACUCCACACCCUUGGAUUCUCAUGAUGAAGGGGUGGUUAAGAAAAAUGUUAUGAAAUAAACGGGAAAAAAUGCGGUCUUGAGAGAGGAAUUUGAGCCACCCAUGCGUUUCAAAGCAAGAGGAACUCUACCCUCUGCUAUCUCCCCCUCACACACCAAGCUCGAGCUCACUCCCUCGGAGAUCAAAACAACAUUCACCUUCGUGGGCCUCGUACCUUCUUCUCCCCGCGCCGCCCUUUGCAAGCCUGACCCCAACCGAGGGGCCCCUUUCGGCGCUCCUGCACCGCCCACCCUCCUCCUCCUCGAAGCAAAAGGCAUCUUGGCUUCCCAAGACCUGCGCAAAGAGGAAGAGAAGUCUCCCAUCCCUCGCACUCUCACCAAAGCCGCUUUCACUAACUUUGCGGGCCUCGCGCGCCCACAUUUGCUCCCCUCCUCCUCGCUCAACUCCAGAAAGAUUCAAACCUGCCCAAACAACCUUGCAAAAGCAAGCCCGCUUUCCUUGCUCCCGGCUUCAAGGCCACAGCGCGAGGGUUGCCUUUGUUGCAGCUCCAGGUGGAUGGAUUUCCGCCGCCGCCCGCCUCCCCUCCCCUCUUUCUGGCCACUUGCUUGCUUUCCUUCCCUUACACGCAAGCAACCUCGUGCGCGCACGAUCCAACAAACCCCCGGGCCCCAGAGCCGGCGCAGACCUUUUUCCUCGCGAUGACGGUGGUCUUCUCUGUUCUCGGCGAGAAUCCGUUUCCAGACAGCGCGGCGAGCGAGAAUGCAAAGCAAGCCGCUACUACUCCGCAGACCCCUCCCAGUUCUCGGCCCCUGCGGCUAAUGGAAUAUUUUUAACUGUUUGAAUAAACUCUGAUCUUUCUCUGCGACGAGUCUGGGACGCCUAGCGGGAGAAGGCGAUCAUUGCCCUUCAGUUAGGCGGGGCAGAGAAAGUUUGAA